Molecule: messenger RNA, 2079 nt
Organism: Pedinophyceae sp. YPF-701
Lineage: Eukaryota; Viridiplantae; Chlorophyta; Pedinophyceae
Source: the annotation of a GenBank genome assembly
AUGUGCGGCAUCUUCGGGUACUAUUUCAUCUCGUGCAAGCGCUCGCGGCGCACGCUGCUGGACGCCUUGCUCAACGGUCUCCGGCGCCUCGAGUACCGCGGCUACGACUCCGCGGGGCUGUCCUUCGACGUCGACGGUGCGAUCCAAAUCGUCAAGUCCGUCGGGAAGGUCGAUGAGCUCGCCACCUGCGUCAAGAAGCACCUCGGGGACGACCCCGCCGUGUGGGACGCGAUGCUGGAGGGCGAGAGCGGCAUCGCGCACACGCGCUGGGCCACGCACGGGCCCCCCGCGACGGUGAACUCGCACCCGCACACGUCGGGCGACAACAACGACUUCGUGGUCGUGCACAACGGCAUCAUCACGAACUACGCCACGCUGAAAAAGUACCUCAUCUCCAAGGGCGCCACCUUCGUCUCCGAAACCGACACGGAGGUCAUCCCCAAACUGCUGCACUACCUCUACGAGCGCCACGAGGGCAAGAUCAGCCUGCGCGACCUCGUCCUGGACGUCAUGGCGCGCCUCGACGGCGCAUUCGCGCUGCUGAUCAAGUCGAAGCGCUACCCCGGGGAGAUCGUGGCGUGCAAGCGCGGGUCGCCGCUUCUGGUUGGUAUCAAGACGGCGUCGCACAUGACGCCCGGGGGCUCCGCGCCGCGGUUCGACCUGAUGAGCUACACGUCGGACGGCCCCCUGGAGGUGUUCUUGGCGUCCGACGCGUCGGCGAUUGUGGAGCACACGAAGCAGGUGGCAGUGCUGGAAGACAACGACUUGGUGCACGUGGCCGGCAACACCAUCACGAUGUUCUCCGCGGAGGCCGCGCGGCGGUCCUCGCGGGCCGAGGGCGCGUCCGGGACGCCGGCGACGGAGGUGCGCGGCGCGCCGGCGUCGCGCGUGACGGAGACGCUCAACAUGGAGGUGGCGGAGAUCAUGAAGGGCGGGUACGACCACUUCAUGAUGAAGGAAAUCAUGGAGCAGCCCGAGGCCAUCGGUCAGGGCAUGCGGGGGCGUCUGCGCGCCGACCUCAAGUCCCUAGAGGGCCUGGACCCGCGGGAGCUGGCCGGGCGGUCCCUCGUGCACCUCGGGGGCCUCGUGGACAACAUCCACAACGUCCUGCGGUCCCGGCGCAUUAUGUUUGUCGCAUGCGGCACCUCGUUCCACGCGGCGCUGUGCGCACGCGAGCUCGUCGAGGAGCUCACGCAGCUGCCCGUGUCGCUGGAGCUGGCCUCGGACCUCAUGGACCGGCGCUGCCCGAUGUUCCGCGACGACACCGUCGUUUUCGUGUCGCAGUCGGGGGAGACCGCAGACACCCUCCAGGCCCUCCACUACGCGAAGAGCAAGGGCGCGCUGUGCUUCGGCAUCACGAACACGGUCGGGUCGGCGAUCGCCCGCGCGACGCACUGCGGCAUCUUCGUCAACGCGGGGGCCGAGAUCGGCGUCGCCAGCACCAAAGCCUACACGUGCCAGGUCGUGGCCAUCACGAUGAUGGCGCUCAUGCUCAGCCAGGACUCCCUGCACAUGCUGCGCCGGCGCGAGGAAAUCGCACAGGGCCUGCGGGACCUGCCGGACCAGGUGGCAAAAGCCCUCCUCCUGAACGAACAGAUCGCGGUCCUCGCCGAGGAGCUGAAGAGCGAGGUGUCGAUCCUGCUGUUCGGGCGCGGGUACAACUACGCGACGGCGCUGGAGGGCGCUUUGAAGAUCAAGGAGGUGUCGUACAUCCACUCCGAGGGCCUGCUGUCGGGCGAGAUGAAGCACGGGCCGCUGGCGCUCGUGGACCCGAACCUGCCGCUGAUCGUGAUCGCGACGCGCGACGCGUGCUACGCGAAGAACCAGUCCGUUCUGCAGCAGCUCAAGGCGCGCGGCGGGCGCCUCAUCGUCAUUUGCAACGAGGGCGACGACGAGGUCGCGACGUACGCGGGCGACAAGGCGCGGUACAUCCGCGUGCCGCAGACCGUCGACUGCCUGCAGGGCGUCAUCAACGUCAUCCCGCUGCAGCUGCUCUCGUACCACCUCGCCGUCAAACGCGGAUUCAACGUCGACCAGCCGCGCAACCUGGCCAAGUCCGUGACCGUGACGGAGGAGUGA